Molecule: messenger RNA, 2725 nt
Organism: Parus major (Great Tit)
Lineage: Eukaryota; Metazoa; Chordata; Aves; Passeriformes; Paridae
Product: E3 ubiquitin-protein ligase TRIM7-like
Exons: 7
Coding region: 125-1645 (506 amino acids)
Molecular function (GO): zinc ion binding; protein binding
Source: RefSeq, a predicted model, not a curated record
UCGCCAGUCGGGCGGCGGUGCCGUGCGGGAAGGGACGCGCAGGGUUUGGGGAGUCGUUGUCGUCACCGGCGCUACGACCGGGGCCGCCACUGGGAUCGGGGCCGCUACCGGGACAGCGGCCGCCAUGGAGGCGCCGCCUGCGCCUCCCGCCGCGCCCCCCGCGCCCUGCAGCGCUGCGCGGAGCCUGCAGGACGAGCUGACGUGCCCUGUGUGCCUGGAGUACUUCAACGACCCGGUGCUGGUGGCCGAGUGCGGGCACAACUUCUGCCGCGCCUGCGUGACCCAGUGCUGGGAGGACUCGGCACGGCGUCUCUGCUGCCCGCAGUGCCGCGAGCCGGUCCCGCAGCGCCUCUUCCGCCCCAACCGCUCCCUUGGCAACAUCGUGCACAUCGUUCGCCAGCUGGGUCUGCCGCCGGGCCCCGCCGAGCCACCACCGGGGCCGCCCGCGCCGCCGCUGCCCGCGGCUGCCCCGGCCGGCCCACCGGGGCCGCCGCGCUGCCCGCGCCACGGGGAGCCGCUGCGGCUUUACUGCGUGCAGGACCGGCGGGCCGUGUGUGUCGUGUGUCACCUGUCCCGCGAGCACCGCGCCCACACUGUGCUGCCCGCCGAGGAGGCGGCCCACGCCGCGGAGGAGGUGCCGCAGGAGCACUUGAGCUCCCUGAGGAAAGGGCGUGAAGAGGCCAAGGCCGAGCGGGAGCGGCAGAGUGAGGAGCUGCUGAAGCAGACGGAGGUGGAGCGGCAGAAGAUCGUGGCUGAGUGCAAGGAGCUGCGGGCUUUCCUGGAGGAGAAGGAGCAGCUCCUGCUCUCCCGGCUGGAAGAGCUGGAGAGGGACAUUGGGCGGCGGAGGGACGAGAGCGUGGCCCGACUGGCUGAGGACAUUGCCCAGCUGGACAAGCUCCUGGCAGAGCAGGGCGGGGACAGUGGGACAGGGAACACACCUGGCGAGGGUGUCGUCCCAGCUGGCAGCAGCCUGGAAAGCUGGAUGUUCCUCAAGCCCGAGCCCGGCUUUUCUGAGCUGGAGAAGAAGCUGAAGAGCUUUUCCCAGAAGAGUGCAGUGCUCAAGGAAGUGCUGCUGGAAUUCAAGGAAAACCUGCGCUUUGAGCUGGAGAAUGACACAGGCGAGCUCUCCCUGGAUCCCGACACAGCCAACCCCUACCUGGUGCUGUCAGAGGACAAGCGGAGCGUGCGGCUCCGUGGGGCCCCUCAGGAGCUGCCGGCUCAUCCCAAACGCUUCGACUACGCCUUCUGCGUCCUGGCCUCCGAGGGCUUCUCUGCUGGCCGCCACUACUGGGAAGUGGAGGUGGGAGACGGGGAGAGCUGGGUGCUGGGCGCUGCCCGCGAGUCCGUGCGCCGCAAGGAGAAGGUCGACUUCGCCCCCGAGGAGGGGAUUUGGGCAGUGGGGCUCAACUGGAAGGGCAAAAAUUGGGAUCAGUACCAGGCGUUCACCUCUCCUGAGACACCGCUGUCCCUUUGUGAGCGGCCACGCAAGAUCGGGGUGUACCUGGACUAUGAGGGCGGGUGGGUGGCAUUUUACAACGCUGACAACAUGGCUCCCAUCUUCACCUUCACCGCCGCCUUCUCCGAGAGGAUCUUCCCGUUUUUCUGGCUCUUCUAUGUGGGCUCCUCGCUGUCCCUCUGCAACUGAGCCCACCCCGCUCACUGGUGUCCCUUGUCCCCUGCCAUCCUUAGGUUUUCCUUUGCUUCCAAGCAAAACGCCCCAAAUCCUGCCCUUGGCCAUUCAGGGGGGAUUUUUUUUCCUGUUGAAGUUCAAAGUUUGGAGUGUUUUUACCCUCAAAAUCUUCCUCAAGGGCGUUGUUUGGUGAGGGGGGGCUACUUGGCCACCCCCUCCUUGUUGCUGGUUAAACACCCCUGUAGUUCAUUUUCUAUUUUUCUUUGGAGCUGGAGCCCCAUGGAACAGGGAGAGGCUGAUCCCAUCCUACUUCGAAUAGUAGCCAAAGCUUUGUGUCCCACCUCCCCCCUAAAAUGCUGUGUGGAGAGGAGGGGUGUCGUUCCCCCCCUCAAUUUGGACACCAUUGGUUUCCAAGUCAUCCCAUCCCAUCUCCUUCCCUCCCCCCUGGGGAAAGGGCAGAGCCUGUCCUACUGUCACUGAGUGACCCCACCUAUAUUCCCUGUUGUCCCCCCAUUUCCCUCUCCUCGUACCCCCAUCACCUCCCAUUUCCCUCCUAGCCCCCUGUCCCCCCAUUGCCUCCCCGUCAACUCCACAUGUCCCUCUUUGCCUCCUCGUCUCCCCCACUUCCCCCUGCAUUUUGUUCCCCUAAAUUCUGAGCCCCUGGAGCCCUGGGAUCCCAGCAAGGGGAUGUGGAUAUUUGGGAUUACCCCAAACCCGGGCUGGGGGGUUUUGGGGGCCUGGGGGAGGGUGGGUCUGUGUUCUAGGUGUGAUCUUGCGCUUGCCCGCUCCCCUUGUGCCCUCCCCUCUGCUGCUGUUCGUGUCCUUUGCCCUGUCACUGUUAGUGGGGAAAUAAAAGUUGCUGUGCAAAAAAACCCUAAAACCCGAUAAUUUGGGGUUUUUGGUGCUGGGGGAGGAGGAAAAGCUGCUCUUGCACAGGAGGGAAUGGAGACAGGGACAUGCUGGGGUUCUGGGGGCACUUGCAAUUCACUGAAUGGUCCCAGCUUAGAGCUUCCAAGUAUCUGUAAGUUCAAAUUCUGGUUUAAAUCUGAGUUUUAAAUGAAAAUUAAAUAAAGUUUAAAGGAAAAGUUUGAAGCA